CGUGCCGAAUUCAAUGGAAGAGAUUCGCAAAAGGGGUCUGAUUGCAGUUGUCGGCGGCGUCUUUGCUUUUGUAACGUGUUGAAAACUCGUACAGAAGUGUCUCUCGAGUUCUUCGUGACGUAAGAGUAGGCAAAUUAAUAUUUUCCCCAGGGACUUCGAACCCAACUUCAACAGCUAACAGUAGAAUAAUUACCGAUGACUGUUUGAUAGAGGUAUGCUAGUCCUACCCCCUUUUUUAAAACGCAUUUAAGUCCGUUCAUUCUUAUAGCAGUAUAUUCUUGUACCACGAUAUAGAGGUUAUUAGCUCUAGAGAGUUUAAGCAUCUAAGCUAUAAGAGGUACAAUACGUACUUCAUAGAUGCUAAGGUUCCAGCCCAUGUGGGGUACCCCGCGGUACGCUACGUCAAGCCGAUCCCGCAUCCAACACCAAGCAGUCACAUAGUACCUAGGUAGGUAGUACGUAAGUUAAAAAACUGGGCAAGGUUAGGUACGAGCCGAUCCCGAUCCCGAAAACGGUGACUUAUACAUCUUUCCUCUUUCAUACACCAUGAGCUCUAUAAACGGCACCUCCGGUACGGCCAACAGGGACGACAACAACAACUUGUCACCCCCCACGGAGCUCGAAACGACGGAGAUCCUGCAAAGCAUCCGGAAUUCCACCACCGGUCCUUCGACUCCUUUACCCGCUGAUCUCACUCUCUCGCUCGACUUACAAAGCCAACAAAAACAACCACCUUCGCCCGAUUCGCCCGAUUCCCCCGAUUUAGCUUCCUAUUAUUGGGAUGCGUCGACGAUGGCCCCGCUAAACAAAAUCUCGGCGGCCGCCAUCGCGCGUCUGCGCGCCUACAAGCCCCCGCCGUUUCCCACCUGGGACCGUCUACCCGUAAGCCGACGCGCCGCGGUGCUGAUUCUGCUAUUCGCGGAUCGCAGAGGCGACCUGAGAGUCGUGAUCACGAUGCGAGCGACCAGUCUCCGCAACUUCUCCGGUCAUGCGGCUUUCCCCGGUGGGAAGGCAGAUUCGUUAGAGGAGUCGCCCUACCAAAUAGCUCGCCGCGAAGCGUGGGAAGAAAUAGGUCUCCCUAUGGACGACGCCAAGAUACCGAAGCCGUUCCGAAUCGAGCCGCUCUGCUACCUGCCUUGCAGUCUCGCGAAGACGGAAAUGGCAGUGCGCCCUUGCGUAGCGUUCCUGCACGCGGACGACGAGCCCGGAAAGCCCAAGGUCGUGGUGGACGAGGGCAUGAUGCCCCGGCUGGACGCGAAGGAGGUCGCAGCCGUCUUCAGCGGCCUUUUCCACAAUUUCCUGAAGGAGAAGGACGAGCCGCGCGAGGGCGAGACGAUACCGCCCGGCCAUUGGUACGACGGGUACUGGCACCACUGGCACGACAAGCCGUGGCGCGUACAUAACUUCUACGUGCCUGUAAAUAACCAGAAGGUAACGAAGCCGAAGGUCCGGGAAGGCGGGCAAGCCGUGCUUGCGGAGAAGCUAGAAGAAGAGGAAGAGGUGGUGCAGCGUUUCCUAGUUUGGGGUCUUACGGCGCGCAUGCUAGUCGACGCUGCGAGGAUCGCGUACGAAGAAGAGCCCGAGUUCGAGCACAAUUCUCACUACGGCGACGAGGAGAUCAUAGCGUUCCUCGACAACCAGGGCCGCCUCCCCGAAAAUAAAAGGAAGGAGGUAGGGCAAGACGCCAUUAAAGACGAGGUUAAGGAUGCAAAGAUGUAG
This is a messenger RNA of Daldinia caldariorum, 1719 nucleotides long. Its product is annotated as NUDIX hydrolase domain-like protein. The coding region runs from base 547 to 1719 and encodes 390 amino acids. NCBI's taxonomy places the organism in Eukaryota, Fungi, Ascomycota, Sordariomycetes, Xylariales, Hypoxylaceae. The transcript is spliced from 4 exons. The record is from RefSeq and is a predicted model, not a curated record. Gene Ontology annotation, biological process: coenzyme A catabolic process. Gene Ontology annotation, molecular function: coenzyme A diphosphatase activity; acetyl-CoA hydrolase activity.